Pteropus alecto (black flying fox) is the source of this 471-nucleotide messenger RNA. RefSeq names its product olfactory receptor 13H1-like. NCBI's taxonomy places the organism in Eukaryota, Metazoa, Chordata, Mammalia, Chiroptera, Pteropodidae. The coding region runs from base 1 to 471 and encodes 156 amino acids. The record is from RefSeq and is a predicted model, not a curated record. Gene Ontology annotation, cellular component: membrane. Gene Ontology annotation, biological process: G protein-coupled receptor signaling pathway. The transcript is spliced from 2 exons. Gene Ontology annotation, molecular function: olfactory receptor activity.
AUGGAGGACCUGUUUCCAGGCAGGCGUCUGCCCUACUGUGGCCCCAACAAGAUCAAUCACUUCUUCUGUGAAGUCCCAGCAGUCCUAAAGCUGGCCUGUGCAGACACCUCAGUAAAUGACCGCGUAGACUUCAUUCUCGGCUUCAGUGUCAUCGUCAUUCCAUUUUCCCUCAUCUUUGUCAUUUACAUCAACAUCUUCAUGGCCAUCUUGAGGAUUCGUUCCGUCCAGGGGCGGCUGAAGUCUUUCUCCACCUGUGCCUCUCACAUCACUGUAGUCACCAUGUUCUGCAUGCCAGCCAUGGUUAUGUACAUGAAGCCUGGCUCAGAGGCCUCACCAGAUGAAGACAAGAAGCUGGCCCUGUUCUACAAUGUCAUCUCUGCUUUCCUCAACCCUAUCAUAUAUAGCCUUCGGAACAAGGACGUGAAGAGGGCUCUCCUCAAGGUGACAGGCUGGAGUAGGGCCCCAGAAUGA